This is a messenger RNA of Argiope bruennichi, 1269 nucleotides long. RefSeq lists its product as uncharacterized. NCBI's taxonomy places the organism in Eukaryota, Metazoa, Arthropoda, Arachnida, Araneae, Araneidae. The transcript is spliced from 2 exons. Bases 129 to 926 code for a protein of 265 amino acids. The record is from RefSeq and is a predicted model, not a curated record.
GUGCGCUUUCAUUUCCGCACCAUCUUAUUUAAGCCUCAUCUCUGAGCGUUGGAAAUGCGACAAUCCGAUUUCGGAUACCACCUGCAUCUUCCUCGGGAAAAGCACUCCCUCCUCGCACUCCCGCCGGCAUGGUGUUCUUCAGCCUCCUGUUGCUGUGCCUCCUCUUACCUGCCAUUGUCCAUGGAAGAACUUUGCCCAGAGGUCACAGAUAUUCGUUUGAUUUCCUGAAUGACAAAGUGUAUGACUUCUCGGACGACGUAUCCAUCCUUACUUAUUUCAAUAAAGAUCGAUCGCAGUCUCGGAGCUUGAAGCAAACCCUGCCUGCCGCCCUCGAAAUGGAAGAGGCCAGUCCACCCUGCCCGUCGUCUCAUGUAGAGAAGACCGCUCCAUCUUUAGACUUGUACCAUAUCGGAGACUUCAAAUUCUCCGUGCCGACCAGGACCAGUGCAGGUAUUCUCAAGAGGAAAGUCGUUGCGGAAUGCGGAUUUCUACUUGGACUGACAGACUUUACAGAAAUCCCGCCUUUUGGUAAUCCUCAAGACUCGACUAGUUCACCCGAGCUGUGGUUCCGGUGGAAUCGAUUAAGAGCUAAAUGCCAGAUUUCUACAGUUCUGGAUGGGCUGAAAGGGAAGGGUGAAGCUGACGUGCUGGUCAAGCCUCUGGUCAUGCUUGUUCGAGUACCACCGACGGAACCAUCAAUGCCAGAGAUCGAGAUGACUAGAGCUAAAGAAGUGACUGUCAGUCUUCAAGGUUUGGACGCUUUGCCGCCUGAAGCCACGAAAGCCAUAAGUUCCGACAUUGAAUCUAGAAUGAUAUGUAUCGUGAAUAAUGAGAUAAGGGACAUUUUAAAAGAUUCAAUGAAAAGCAGCAUUGAGAAACAACCUUCCGCAAAUUUUACUAAACUGAUAUUCGAUCGACAGCCUUAGAGAAGGAGAGAAGAAUCUAUUUAUUUUGUUGUAUAAAGAGCUUUAUAUGAAAUCGAUGGAUGAUCUCAUUAUAUGUGUUUGUGUCCAUUACAGAGCCUUAACAAUAAUACUGAGGACAAUUAAUAAAUGUAUCAUUAUGUGUUGACAAUAUUGUUUUUCAGAAUUAAAAGCAGAUGAAAAUUGUACGCAAUAUCACGAAAUGCGAACUGCAAAUGUUCUUUUAUAAAAAAAGGUAUGUGUUGUUUCAACUGUCAACGGAAUUAUUUUGAAUUGUUUGUCAAAUACAUUGAAGAAUGGCAACGAUAAAAUGAAAAACGAAUUCAAUUUUUUGUCUUAUAUUAAG